Brassica oleracea var. oleracea is the source of this 510-nucleotide messenger RNA. RefSeq lists its product as uncharacterized. The record is from RefSeq and is a predicted model, not a curated record. The coding region runs from base 1 to 510 and encodes 169 amino acids. NCBI's taxonomy places the organism in Eukaryota, Viridiplantae, Streptophyta, Magnoliopsida, Brassicales, Brassicaceae. The transcript has a single exon.
AUGGUUGGACAGGUGGCUAUCGAAAGGAGGGAAGGAAGUUUUGAUCAAAUCUAUUCUCCUAGCUCUACAUAUGCCAUGUCAAGCUUUUUACUCCCUUUGGAGAUUUUCGAGAACCUUGCAAGUGCCAUAGCACAAUUCUGGUGGAGCUCAAACCCACCAAAACGAGGGAUUCACUGGGCUAAAUGGGAAAAGAUGUGUGCUCCCAGAGAGGAAGGUGGAGUUGGAUUCCGCAUGAUCUAUGAAUUUAAUUUAGCUCUGCUAGCAAAGCAGCUAUGGCGUCUUGUUCAAUACCCGGAUUCAUUAGUAGCGAGAGUACUUAAGGGAAAAUAUUACCGUCUCAUUUCGCCCCUGCGAAUUGCCACGGUGGAUAACUCAUCUUAUGUGUGGACAAGUAUUUCAGCGGCGAAGAAGCUUUUACUUUUGGGUAUCAGGAGUAAAGUGCAUUCAGGAUAUGAAAUCAAUGUCUGGCAGGAUCCGUGGAUUCCUUCGACGCCAGCAAGGCCGGCCUGA